Molecule: messenger RNA, 1291 nt
Organism: Dicentrarchus labrax (European seabass)
Lineage: Eukaryota; Metazoa; Chordata; Actinopteri; Moronidae
Gene: atp6v1g1
Product: ATPase H+ transporting V1 subunit G1
Exons: 3
Coding region: 120-476 (118 amino acids)
Biological process (GO): proton transmembrane transport
Cellular component (GO): vacuolar proton-transporting V-type ATPase complex
Molecular function (GO): proton-transporting ATPase activity, rotational mechanism
Source: RefSeq, a predicted model, not a curated record
ACACAAUCACGUGAGCCGUCCGCAUCGUGACGUGCCAUCAGCUGACUGCGGUGAGCAGAUCCUCCGUCGACCUUCAGCUCGGUGCGUUUCUCCACGUUCUCUCCGUUAUCUGACCCAACAUGGCGAGUCAGUCUCAGGGCAUCCAGCAGCUGCUGCAGGCCGAGAAGAGAGCGGCCGAGAAGGUCGCCGAGGCCCGCAAACGUAAGAACCGGCGUCUGAAGCAGGCGAAGGAAGAAGCUCAGGCUGAGAUUGAACAAUAUCGUCUGCAGAGAGAAAAAGAGUUCAAGACCAAAGAGGCUGCUGCCCUCGGUUCCCAUGGCAACAGCGCAGUGGAGGUUGACCGUGACACCGUUGAGCGGAUGGGUCGUAUCCAGGCCAGUUACCGUGGUAACCGGGAGGCAGUGCUGGGCGAGCUGCUGCGACGUGUCUGCGACAUCCAGCCAGAGUUUCAUGCUAACUACCGUGUGGCCGGCUGAGGGGGCGGGGCCACAAGACCACAGGGGGCGGGGCAAACAGAGGAGACGUGGACGUUAGCAACAUUAGCUUCAUUAGCUUUGAUCAUGGCCAAAACUUUUCGUUUAGUUUUAGUGACUUAGACACAAAAGUAUGAAAUUCAUUUAAAAAAUAUAUAUAUUUUGAAGGUGCAAAGUUCAUUACUUCCUGUUUCCUGCUCCUAACGAAUAAGAGAACAUUAAUAAAUGUUGUUACUGUGUUGAUGUUUACGAAAUAUUUAUAUAUAUCAGAAUUAAUUUUUGCUUUUUUGUUGAAUCUUUCUUGAAUCUAACAAAAUAAAUGUCUGUGUCUCUGAAGAGGAAAUCAGCCAAUCAGCUGUCAGUAUUAUAGUAUAUUGGAUGAGCUGAUUGGUUGUUUUUCUCUGAACUCUCUCCUCCAAUCAGGAGUCAUCUCUGUUCUCUGAUUACCUGGAGGAAGUGGGAAGGCUUUUAUUGUGAUACUUUUCUGGUUGUUUCCUGUGUGUGACUUCCUGUUGUUGUGGUUGUUGUGAAGUGAUGAUGACAAACAUUAAACUGAAUGACGAUUGGAAACUGCGUGAUGCUGCUCUGUGAUUGGCUGCCAACAUGCUGGGACGUUUCAGUCAUGUUGCCAUGGUUACCCAAUGAUGCUGAAGUCCUUAGAGAGGCACUGAGAGUCUUAAAAAUCAAUCAACCAAAAUCAAUCAGACUUUAUUUGUAUAGCACUGAAUGUGUUUCACAGAUUAAAACAUCCUCUGUCGUCAUCAGUGAUACAUUGUACUUAUGUAACUGAUUUAAAUAAAACGUUUGAGUUGAAAACA